Messenger RNA from Knipowitschia caucasica, 378 nucleotides. NCBI's taxonomy places the organism in Eukaryota, Metazoa, Chordata, Actinopteri, Gobiiformes, Gobiidae. The record is from the annotation of a GenBank genome assembly.
AUGACAGGAACAGGACAGAGGCAUCACAGAGACAGAACAGGGACAGGACAGAGGCAUCACAGGGACAGGACAGAGGCAUCACAGAGACAGGACAGAGGCAUCACAGGGACAGGACAGAGGCAUCACAGAGACAGGACAGAGGCAUCACAGAGACAGGACAGAGGCAUCACAGGGACAGGACAGAGGCAUCACAGAGACAGGACAGAGGCAUCACAGAGACAGGACAGAGGCAUCACAGGGACAGGACAGAGGCAUCACAGGGACAGGACAGAGGCAUCACAGAGACAGGACAGAGGCAUCACAGGGACAGGACAGAGGUAUCACAGGGACAGGACAGAGGCAUCACAGGGACAGGACAGAGGCAUCACAGGGACAUGA